This is a messenger RNA of Schistocerca gregaria, 3795 nucleotides long. RefSeq names its product E3 ubiquitin-protein ligase RNF144A. The record is from RefSeq and is a predicted model, not a curated record. Gene Ontology annotation, molecular function: ubiquitin conjugating enzyme binding; ubiquitin protein ligase activity; zinc ion binding. Gene Ontology annotation, biological process: positive regulation of proteasomal ubiquitin-dependent protein catabolic process; protein polyubiquitination; ubiquitin-dependent protein catabolic process. Gene Ontology annotation, cellular component: ubiquitin ligase complex; cytoplasm. Bases 504 to 1850 code for a protein of 448 amino acids. The transcript has 6 exons. NCBI's taxonomy places the organism in Eukaryota, Metazoa, Arthropoda, Insecta, Orthoptera, Acrididae.
CUCACAGAACGCUUUCCGCAGCGAACAGUUGAGUUACGUAGUCGCUGCGGGAUCGAUCCAUUGCUUCCGUGCUGCCGGGCUCGUUGGUGAAAAUCUUUGGCUUUUAAAAUUCAAUUGUUUCCUGCAACACAGAAUGGAUACUGCAAGAAAUUUAAAACUUUCUUUACGUAGCAAUGCAUUAAAAACAUUACAUUGAAGAAAACAGUGCAAGAAACAGUUAAGUGAUCGAUGCUGGAAGCGCCAGUGAAUUGUUCUGUGAUUAGUUAUUCUCUUCAAAUAUAUUUCAAACUCAAGUUAGUACGUCUUCCAAAGUGAGCAGCGUUUGGUGUUCAUCUCUCUGUUCAAUUGUAAACUUAUCAAGAGUGGAGGGAAGAUCAAACUAUUCAGCGGUAGCAAUAAGAAGUAGACUGUUCGGAAAAGGGCCUACCUCGAGGACGGCCAGCUAUCAGCCUCUGCAUCUCUAAGUCUUCCGUUAAUCAGUAUGGCUGAGCCCGGUGGCUGCCAUGGCCGUGUCUCCGGCGCCGCCGCCGGGCCGCGCCGGCGCGCAGAGCCCGCCGCAUCCGCAGCCGCAGCCUCCGCCCCAGCGCCGGUGGCCGGCGGGCCGAGCCGGCGCAGCGCCGGCGCGCGCGGGCAGUAGCAGCCGCCUGCUGGCGUCGCGACGCGCCCCCGGCGGCCGGCCGGCCGGCUACGGCGCCGCCAUCGCCAUGCCGAGCAGCCUGCGCUCGCUGGUGAGCGGCCGGCGCGCCGCCACCGCCGGCUCGUCGGCCAGCCUCUACACCGAGUCGACGAGCGGCUCGUCGCCGCGCCUGUCGGCCAUGCGCAAGUGCGAGACGGUGCUGGCGCUCGCCGAGGCGCCCGCGCUGCGCCCCGUCAACCGGCUGCGCGUGCCGCCGCCCGCCGGCGGAGGCGGGCUGUGCUCUCGCUGCUCAUCCCUGCUCUCGCUCGCCUCGUCGUCGAGGUACUCGCUCAACACGGCUACGGCCAGCUUCGUGCCGCAGCCGCCGGCGCCCGCGCCCGCCCUGCUCUGCAAGCUCUGCCUGCAGGAAGUCCCGCCGCGACACGUCGUCCAGCUCGCAGACUGCGCCUGCGAGUACUGUAUCGAGUGUAUGAAGGCGUACCUGGAGUUCGAAAUCCAAGAAGGCGCUUACGAGAUCUCUUGUCCCGACGCCCAAUGUGAGAAGCAGGGCGUGAUCUCAAUAUCUGAAAUGGAGACUCUAGUCACAGCAGAUUUGAUAGAGAAGCACAAGAAGUUCCGCCUAAACAGAGAGGUGGACCUGGACGUGGCACGCACGUGGUGUCCCCGUGCUGGUUGUGAGACAGUUUGCUCGGUAUGCCCCACGGAGAAGUGCAGGCCACAAUGCGUUCACUGUCCCACUUGUGCAGAUGACUUCUGUUCCAACUGCCGUCGCCCGUGGCAUCCAGGUGUGCCGUGCGAGCAGGCAGCUCCUGCCUCCGAGCCACCAGGCAUACCAUUCGACUCUGACCUCAUCAAGUGCUGCCCCAUGUGCAAUGUACCCAUAGAGAAGGAUGAAGGGUGUGCACAGAUGAUGUGCAAGCGCUGCAAGCAUGUUUUCUGUUGGUACUGCCUCGCUUCACUUGAUGAUGACUUCCUUCUACGGCACUACGAUAAAGGACCUUGCAAGAACAAACUAGGCCAUUCACGGGCCUCUGUCAUCUGGCACCGGACCCAGGUGAUUGGAAUAUUUGCUGGCUUUGGAAUCCUGUUGCUUGUGGCUUCACCAUUGCUGCUGCUGGCUGCACCGUGUAUUGUGUGCUGCAAAUGUCGCAUCUGCAGUGGUGGCAGUAAGCUUGACAGUGAAGAUGAGUUGCCUGAUGAAUCUGCAUCUUGAGCAACUAGCAUAUUGACUCUUUUAAAGAAGUGCUGAUUCUUUAGUGUUGUGACAGGAUAAAAUGCCAGUGAGUGUAUCCUCAAGCACUUAGUGAAGGACUGACUGUUUUUCAACUGAAAAUGUGCAUUAGGGAUAAUUCCCUGCUGUCGUGAGGACUGAAUUAGUGCCAGCUUUUGUGGGUGACUGAACUAAUGCAUACUAUUUUGUAAAUGGAAAAAAUCACUAUAAUGUUCAUCUUUUUCUUGGAGUUAUUUGGUAUUUGUAAGGAUAUCCAUCUGUGUUGAUGGUCACUGAAGUUAAUAAAGAGUUACUAUCACUUUUUUGCUUCAUUAAUGAAGUAUGGGUGAUUGUUACAUUCAAUUAUAUUUCACUGUUUAUUUUCAGGAUUUUUAUAGCAUAUCAUCAAGAGGGUUAUAGAAGCUGUCACUUUGAGAUGUGCCUAUGAAAAUAAAUAAAGACAGAACAGACUGAUACCCAUUUUUCAGUUCUCAUUUAUGAUUAUCAUCCUUGAGGAAGAGAUUGCAAGAGACAAGUUGUAUGGUUUAGGUGAUAUGUUCCUCUUAACUGUUUGUUUCCUCCAAAAUCACUUUAUACACAUCUACUCACUACAACCAUUAACACACAAUUACGUGACAGGGACACAGGCAAUUAAUAGAGGCUCUAGCGUAAAGAGUAGUAUUAAUGCAGUGAAUACUAAUUUGCAAUGCCUUGCAGUUCUUCUGUCCAAGACAUUCUUUUUAUGCAGUGAACCAACAAGUGUAUUAACUUGCUGAAAAAAGUUAAUUCAAAAUAAUUUUCUUUGUUAUGCAAAUAAAAGAAGAAAUCGUACAAUGGCUGGCGCAUUUGAUGGUACAGUUUUUAUUUUCCCUUGCAAGUCAUUACAUUUCAGUUUCUAUAAACAAGUUAAAUUUUAGUGUACUUUGCAUAAUUGUCAUAUAAUUUGUCGUGCUCAUCAGAUUACAUUAAGGGGGUGGGGGGGGGGGGCCUUAUCCCAUAGGCAGAGACCCAGCUAUGCUCCAUUGCCUUUUGAACUGAGGACUGGUAUUUAUACCAUAAAAAAUUGAUAUGGUUUCUAUGGCGUAGGCUAAAGUGAAAAGUACAAAGUAGGCCACAAUGUAAAUGAAGUAUUCGGCACUUUUGCCCGAGACAAUUUUUCUGUAUGUCAAACAUUGAUUUGUUAUAUUAUCUUGGUAUAAUCAUUUUUCAUUUAUUGGAAAAUUAUUAUAAAAUUUAAGGAGUGGUGUUUUCUUAACCAGCUCUCUUUGGAAGUAGCUGUCUUGCAUGCCAGUUUCAAAUAAUAAAAAUUGGUACUUAACAUUUGUACUUAAUUAUCCUCGGACAUUUCACAGUUCCUUACUUUUUAAGCAGAUUAAAAACUGAAACAGUUGUUUCAUUUGAAUCCUUCAUGAAAUAACAACACACUGGUAUCCAUAGUUACCAAACAUAUGAUUUGGGAUUAUAUCUUAUACAAAGGUAUAUCAGAGCAACAAUGUGUGCAUAUUAACAACUAGUGCCACAUUUAGCACAUUUAUUACUUUUUGUGUCACCUUCAUUAACAGUUUAAAAAUAAGAACUUAAGUACUGGAAUGGCUUUGCAGAACUGUAAUACUAAGCCACAGUUUUGAGGGAGCUGUAUAAUGAUUUUAAUAAUAUAUCCAAAAAGAGGUAAAAUAUUGUAGUGAUUAGGCAGUAUGAACAACCAAGAAGUUAUUGUAUUAAUAAUACUGAAAAGAUCUUUUUUCACAACUGUUUUCUUUCAUGCAUUGUAAUUUAUUGUAAGAAAGUUUGUGCUGUGAGAAGUUUUGAUUCUGUACACGAGUUAUAUGUUCAUUUAUUUGAAAAUAUGGUGGUGUUAUGAGACUGAUAAAGAAAUAUUUGUGAGAAUAUGUAAUUUGUUUCAGUUAUUGUAUCAUUCUGUUACAUUAAAAAAUAAGUUUAUCCAUUA